AUGCGGCUCCAGCUUCCUUGGAAGAGGAAAAAGGUUGCCGAGAUCAUCGACGCUAGCCCAGGCGUUGAUGAGGCUGGAAGCGAAGGCAAGGCACCGCGUGGCACGACUUUCGACACUCUUGUGGCACCGAGCGAGGUCGAUACUCUUCGUUCCGAUACGCAACUCUCCACGCGAAGAACUACCACUAGUCCAAAAGAACGCUGGGGUCUAUUCGUCCUGGAGCCUCAAGACGACAAUGAUCCUGACGCCAUCGACAUAGUCGCCCUCCAUGGCCUGAAUGGUCACUGGGAGAAGACAUGGCAGUCAGAUAAGUCAACCUCAAAGGGUGGAGGGGCGAUGUGGCUUCGGGACUUCUUGCCACAGCAGAUCCCACAUGCCCGCAUCAUGUCAUUUGGCUACGACUCUGUAUUGCUCUUGAGCAAGUCAACCUCGGACGUCGGAACAUUCGCUGAGCAGCUUCUGGAGUCACUGUUGUCAAGGCGCGUGAAUGUUCCCGAGACGCGUCCCAUCAUCUUCAUCUGUCACAGCCUUGGCGGGAUCGUGGUAAAGAAGGCCAUAAUCAGGGCCCAUGAGAGAGAUCGGUAUCACGAUCUGCUCCAGUCUGUUCACGGCAUCAUGUUCUUUGGGACCCCACACCGAGGCUCUUCACUGGCAAACUGGAGCACUGUCCUCGGCAAUGUCGCCAGUUAUGCCAGCCUCGGCAGCAAGACAAACUGGAAGCUCUCUCAACACCUUCAAACCGAGUCUGGGCAGUUGCAAGAGAUCUCCAAGUCUUUUGUCGACAGGGCGAAGACUCUUCAGAUCAUCAGCUUCUACGAAACAGACAAGAUGGAUUUUCUCAACCAACGCGUGGUUGAUGAAGACUCGGCUGUGCUCGGCUUUCCGGACGAAGUCACCAUUGGAAUCACAGGAAACCAUCGCACCAUGUGCAGGUUCGACAGUAUUGACGAGCAGAGGUACCGCUGCGUUUGGACCAACAUCCAGAACUUGGCAGGCUCUGCGUCCAACCCGAAGCAAGUUACUAUGGGCGUCCUAGAUCGAACCAGUUCCGGAAACGGCGGCAAGGUCCCAUUGAGGGGUCUAUCUCAACGGUCCUCCAGCCGGAAGCUGAACGAACCCUGGCCAACUGACGUGGAACAACAGUGGAAGCUGGACCACCUCGGCGAAGACUUUGGCCGCGCAAAUCACGACGACGUAGCCGAGUCCAUCAACCAGACCGAAAUCAAGCGCCAGCAGAGACUUGAAGCAGCUCGACAGAAGGAAGAACGGAAAGCCCAAAUGAACUUUCUGAGACUGUUGCAUAACUCCAAUUAUGAGGCACACAAGGAUCGAUACCCACCCGCCGUACCCGGAACUUGCCAGUGGCUGAUUCGCCAUGAGAAGUACCGGAAUUGGAGGCAAAAACAGGGUUCCGACCUCCUCUGGCUCUCAGCAGACGCUGGAUGCGGAAAGUCUGUCCUCACAUCAUAUCUGAUCGACCACUUGAAGAGCUCGGAGAACAAGAUUCAAGUUCCAGAAAUCGUUUGUUACUUUUUCUUCAAGGAAGAUAAUAGCGAACAAAACGAUGCCACACACGCAAUUUCAGCCAUUCUUCACCAACUAUACACUGCUCAGCCAUGGCUACUAAGACAUGUGACCAACCAGUUCCUGGACCAAGGCAAGGAUAUUCUGCGCUCGUUCAACUCGUUGUGGAAGCUUCUGGACAUCUCCACCACGGAACCAUCCUCAAGAGACGUGAUUCUCGUCUUCGACGGCCUUGACGAGUGCGAGCCGUCCACAAGACAUCAGCUCUUGCAGUCACUCACCCGGUUCUACAGCGCCAGGGAGGGAAGCAGUCUCACAGACCCUCCGUUUGUAAAGACAAUCAUCGCAAGCCGCCCCGGAAACGAUAUCAAACAUGCAUUUGACGUCCUCCCAACUAUUCGACUCAGAGGAGAGGAUGAGCCAGAAGCAAUCAGCCAAGACGUCGAGCUUGUCAUUGAGCAUCAUAUUGAAAACGCCACCCGCCGAGGCAUACCAAGAGAAGUCUUAGCAGAUGUCCGAGCAGGCUUGAUCAAGGGAGCAGAUAGGACUUUCCUCUGGACCACCCUAGUCAUCGGCCUCCUGGAGACCAAGAAAGGGGCAUCCAUGCGAGAACUAAUCAGCAUUCUCGAUGCUCGGGGCGAUAUAUUCCAAAUAUAUGAGAGAAUGCUCGACCACAGCUCUGAUGCGUCCCAGGCAUGGAAGUUGCUCCAGAUUGUCGUUGGCGCUAUCAGGCCUAUGACGCUGUCGGAACUGAGUGUCGCGAUGGCUGUAAGUACGAACCAGACGACUUUUGAGGAUCUCAAACUCGACGUCGUGCACAACUUCGAGGAGCGUGCGAAGGAGCUCUGUGGCCACUUCGUAAGAAUUUGGCACAAGUCAAUCGUCCUCAAGCACGCACACCACGAGGUGCUGGACAUCUGCCUGCACUAUCUGUCCCUGCUCAACGUCAAGUCCUCCCGCCGCCUUUCCAUAGCGGAGAACCUCUUCAGUGACCAGUUUGCAGGCCGGUUUCUCGAGUACGCCGGCCGCUACUGGACGGUUCAUUACCACUGUGUCGCCCCGGACCUCACCCCCAGCCAGCUCGACAUGUGCGCCCGGCUGUGCAACUCAAACACCCAGGGCUUCGGCGAGUGGUUCCACAGGGCGUCCGAGCUCGCCCAGAACCCAGGGCACAAUCUGAGGGAGGGCGUCACACAGCGCGACAUCGCGCAUCUGUUUGGCCUUGAAGAGGUGGUCCAGCUGCUGGACCGCAUGCUGAAGCCGGAGGACGUGCAGGAUCCUGCCUUGCGGCGAUACGGGGAAUCUUCUACUCAAAAAGAGGACGGGAGCAUUACUAUUCCGAACUCGCCUCGGCUCCUGGCCGUGGAGGAAGUAGUACACCCACACACCAUCUCUCCUGGGCACUUGCUGGAAUCGCCGUUGAGUGAGGCCGUGGACACGGGCUUCCAUCUGUUCCGUCAUGUCAUCACGCCAAUAGCUGACGCAGGCUACACCGUCAUCGCCCCGGACUACCGAGGAGCGGGCCACUCCUCCAAGCCCCGUGACGGGUAUGAGAAGACACUGAUGGCAGCUGACAUCCACAAGCUCCUGACGGAGCACCUUGGAAUCACUGAGCCGGUCCAUGUGGUUGGGCAUGAUAUAGGCGGGAUGGUGGCUCACGCCUACGCCUCUCGCUUUUCCAAAGACACCGCCAGUGUGGCUCAUGGGGAGUUCCCAAUGCCCGGGACCAAGGUCUACGAUAACUUCUGCCGGGACCACCCUGGAGUGUGGCACUUCCACUUCCACUGGCAGACAGACCUCCCCGAGCUGCUUACCCAGGGCAGGGAGAGACAGCAUAUAAAGCACUUCUACGACCGCCUCUGUAUCAACUCCUCCGCCAUCAGCCCAUCAGAUGUUGAUUAUUAUGCAAGUAUGUUUGAGAAGGUGGGCGCCACGAGGGCAGGCUUCGAUGUGUACAGGGCGUUCCACAAGGACGCUGAGGAGAACCAGGACUGGGUGGCCAACAACGGCAAGUGUGCGGUGCCCUGCAUGUCCUUGAACGGAGAUGGAAGCUUUAUGGCCAGUACUGCGGCAGACCAGAACCUGGAAGUAUAUGAGGCGACAGAGACUGCGACCAUCCCCGGCUCCGGACACUGGCGUGCUGAAGAGAACCCCAGUGCUUUCACCCAGACUAUACUCGCUUGGGCUGGGAAGAAGGAUAAAUCAUGA
Messenger RNA from Diaporthe citri, 3732 nucleotides. RefSeq lists its product as uncharacterized. Gene Ontology annotation, molecular function: catalytic activity. The transcript is spliced from 5 exons. The record is from RefSeq and is a predicted model, not a curated record. Lineage: Eukaryota; Fungi; Ascomycota; Sordariomycetes; Diaporthales; Diaporthaceae. The coding region runs from base 1 to 3732 and encodes 1243 amino acids.